This is a messenger RNA of Sinocyclocheilus rhinocerous, 3318 nucleotides long. Its product is annotated as RNA-binding protein 12B-like. Bases 621 to 2924 code for a protein of 767 amino acids. Gene Ontology annotation, molecular function: RNA binding. The record is from RefSeq and is a predicted model, not a curated record. NCBI's taxonomy places the organism in Eukaryota, Metazoa, Chordata, Actinopteri, Cypriniformes, Cyprinidae. The transcript is spliced from 2 exons.
AAAACCGAGUUUGCUGAGGCCCCCUUCUUGAGAACCACUGAUUUAAAAGCAUUUAUAGUUCAGAUGUUGCACUGACGUGAGGUGGAAUUGUGUGUUCGGUGUAUUGAACUGUUGUUUUAUUAUUUGGUUUGAUGGCUGUGCAGUUUGUAAGUGGCUGUUGAGCUUCAUGUUAAGAGCCUUGUUAUUUUAAAUACUUAAUGAGUUGAUGUACUCUAUUGUCUGCUGUUGAUAAGUUUCUAUUGGAAACUGCAUAUUAUAAAAUUAUAACGGAACUGAGUUUAAUCAUAUUUGCAAUAUGUGACUUUUAGCUGUACGGAUGCUAGUAGCGAUAUCUGUAAAUUCUUGAAACUGAUACAGUGUUUCUCUCUGAUAGUGUGGUCAGAUGAUAAGUUUUAAUUGUGAAUGGAGUUCAUAUCAUAUUACUUGCACAUUUGCAUGUGGAAACUGAAAGAAUGAUGUUGACGGUUGUAAAACUAGCCUUUCCUGUUAAUCCGAAUCUUGUGAAACAAAGUUGUUUUUCUGGAUCCGAAGACGUUAUUAUUUGCUGCAGACUGGCUGUUAUUGUUGUUGGCUCUUUUUUUUUUUUUUGGCUGUGAGAAGUCAGUUUCCUUGGUUUGAAAAUGAAAGUUGGGAUCUCUUUUGAAUAUUGUUAUACGGAGGCAAUAGUUGAGUCAGCGAUAACGCUAUUAUAUGUGCCCCUUUUUGUCUGCAGGUCCUGUUGUGUGUGCUCCAUCAUGGCUGUGGUCAUCCGAUUACAGGGACUCAGAAUCACGGCUGGUUCUGAGGACAUUCGCAAUUUCUUCACUGGGCUCAGAAUCCCUGAUGGUGGGGUUCAUAUAGUUGGUGGGGAGCUUGAGGAAGCUUUCAUAAUAUUUGCAUCUGAUGAAGAUGCGAGACGUGCGAUGACGCGCUCGGGGGGCUGCAUUAAGGGCUCUCCUGUCAGUUUGCUCCUGAGUAGCAAGUCAGAAAUGCAGAGUGUUCUCGAGGAAAGCACUAGAAGGUCUGAGUUAAAAAGCAGGGGCAUGCACAAGGAGGUUGUCAAAAGUCCUUCUGCGGAACGAGGUCCUCUACCAUUCAAUAAGGACCCGAGAGCAGACAUACGAAGGCCGGAUCAUCAAGAGAUAAGGAACAGGCCUUCUCUAUCGUCAUUCAGUGAGACACGACACCAGAGAGAAGGAAGCACGUCAGAGAGAGAUGAGGUUUAUCUGAAAUUGACAGGUAUGCCAUUCUCUGCGACAAAGGACAACGUCUAUAACUUUUUCAGUGGGUUACAGAUUGAAGACCUUAUGUUUUUGAGAAACCCCAGAGGACAGUUCAACGGCCAGAGUAUUGUGCGCUUUGCUACCAAACAGGAUGCAGUCGAAGGUCUGAAGAGGGAUCGAGAAUACAUUGGACCGCGGUAUAUCCAAGUAACAAGAUGCUCCGAGGAGCAGUGGCUGGCAGAAGGAGGUCUCGUUAAACCGGACAGUCGGAAAAGAGCGUCCUUGGAGCGAGCAAGAUCUCGAUCUCCCAUUUCCUACAAGUCAAGAUCACGAUCGCCCUCUCAUGAAGAAUACUGCGUCAUGUUUGAGAACUUGCCUAACAUGGUUGAAAAGAGAGAUUUGAGGGUGUUACUUCAUCCGGUUUCUUUGAAAGAUGAUCAGAUUAUUAUCUUUGCCCAAAAAAAGGAUGAUAAGACCAGAACGGCUGUUGUGGUGUUUAGAAGUCUCACAGACUAUUGUGCUGGUUUGGCUCAUAAUAAGGAAAUGUUGAUGAACAAGGUAGUGUAUGUGUCACCCAUCUCCAAGGAGAAAAUGGUCACCUUGUUGGAAUCGUCUGUUGACUCGAGAGACGAGGGAAAAGGGUCGAGACGUUCAGCAGAAGCGCCCCAGUCUCAACGAAACAAUCCUGACUCGCAGUUGAGGUGUCUCUACGUGCGCAAUCUCCCAUUUGACGUUCGUAAGGUGGAGAUCAUGGACUUCUUUCAUGGAUAUCCGCUCUCAGAGGAUAGGGUUGUCUUAUUGCGGGACGAAAGAGGAGCUGGGCUCGGUGAGGCUUUGGUGAUCUUCCAAUCUGAGAAGGAGGCCAUGACGGCACAGUCCCUAAACGGACAGCGGUUUCUUGGAUCCGAAGUCAUGCUUAAGUGCAUAACGAUUGGCCAGAUGCAGAAGUUUGGCGUCAAUGACCAGUUGAUGGAUAGCCCACAAGAAAGGAACUUCCAGAGAACCGAAGUUUUCAACGAUGGUCCUCGUUUUUCGAACACCCCGAUGCCCCGAGAUGAUUGUGAGAUGCAGCCUAAUUUGCACCAGGGUUAUGGAGGUCAUGAUCGCUUUGAGCCUAAUUUUGGCCACAAUGAUGCAUUUGGGCCGGGACCGGAUGGUAAUGGACGUCAGUGUUACGGAUCACCUGACCAACAACUUGACGGUCCGACUUGUCUUAAAUUGAUGCAGAAGUUUGGCGUCAAUGACCAGUUGAUGGAUAGCCCACAAGAAAGGAACUUCCAGAGAACCGAAGUUUUCAACGAUGGUCCUCGUUUUUCGAACACCCCGAUGCCCCGAGAUGAUUGUGAGAUGCAGCCUAAUUUGCACCAGGGUUAUGGAGGUCAUGAUCGCUUUGAGCCUAAUUUUGGCCACAAUGAUGCAUUUGGGCCGGGACCGGAUGGUAAUGGACGUCAGUGUUACGGAUCACCUGACCAACAAUUUGACGGUCCGACUUGUCUUAAAUUGGUCAAUCUACCCUCUCAGAUAAGGAUCGAUGAGAUUUAUGACUUCUUCUAUGGAUACAGAGUGAUUCCAGGUUCUGCCUCAUUGCUGCAUGAUAGAAAUGGAGCUCCCAAACGUUCAGCAACGGUAGCUUUCGAAACCCACAGAGAGGCGCUCACUGCUCUUCAAGAAUUAAAUGGUCGACCAAUUGGCACCAGGAAAAUUCAGAUUUUGUUUGUGUAGAUAUGCUUUUAGACUACAAUCUUGAUGUUUUUCUUUAUUUCCUUUUUUAAAGUUGUAUGUGCUUUUUCAAUGAUUAACAAGUGAAGACUUUUUUUGCUUGCUUUUCAUAAAUCUGCAGAUGAAACACUGCUUUAAUUUAGAUUCAUACUUUAUAUCUUGACUGUUUGAAAAUAGUGCAUUUGUAUGCAUGUCAGUGACAGUAUCUAGACUCAGUAUUAUUUGUGCUGUUGAAUGUUUUCCCCCAGAGUAAUGACUACAAUUUGAGAUUUCACUAAAUAUGUCACCAAUAUAUUUUGUUUUCAGAUAAAAUCAGAUCUAAAAGAAUCUUAACAUUGUGAAAUUGUAAAUUUCAUUCUACAACCAGAUAAAUUGUCAGUUCAUGUUUAAUGCUAUU